This is a messenger RNA of Dracunculus medinensis (Guinea worm), 276 nucleotides long. NCBI's taxonomy places the organism in Eukaryota, Metazoa, Nematoda, Chromadorea, Rhabditida, Dracunculidae. The record is from the annotation of a GenBank genome assembly.
AUGGAAAUGACAUGUGAAGGAUGUUCAAAUGCGGUUCGAAAAGUUUUAUCAAAACUAGGAAGUAAGACAUUUCCAGGCUCCUCGGUCCGAUGCCAUUCCUUUCUCCUAAGUCCAUAUAUCACUGUUACCACUAUUCAAAAUUCCCUGAUCAGUCCAGGUCUUAACUGUUCCUUCUCGCUUUUGAUGCCAACCAUCACAGGGUUAGCAACUAACGAAAUAUGCGUCAACUCCUGUGGUGGAGAAGGUGCUGCAACUAGCGAACGCGACAUUCUGUAA